UUCUGUCGUGUGUGUUUUGGGGAAAUGUCUAGGCAGGGCUCAGACACGGGCUGGAUAACCUCCCGGGAUAACUUCCUGGACAACUUUUAUAUGGUUCGCCCUCGGCGCGGAGGGUAUGGAAGAUUGUGCAUGUGUUUUCUUUUUGAGAAGCUUGCCUCCUUUCUUGCUGAGUGUGAGGGAGAAAAUAUGACUUCCUUCAAUGUAAUUUUAGGCUAGAGUGCAUAGCUUAGUCUGUAAAAGAUCAAGCGUGGAAAAGGAGAACAACAAUACUGACCUCUGUCUGGAGUGAAGGAAGGUAUUUGACAGAUAGGAUGAGAAUAGAACAUGGUUUGCUGCAAGUCUUUUUACAGUGUCGGCUAAUAUAUGGCUUGUUACUCGUAGCUUAGAUUUAUUAUGAUCAGGUGACAGACCUCAAAAAGACAUUUUGCAAGUGUUUCUGGAAAAUAGUACAGUGCUACCACUACAGCUGGUCCAAGAUGCAGACUGAUUAUAAUUGAUCUAGCUUUCUGAUGCAUGCUAUGCUGUGGAAAGCAAGCUUCAUCUCUCAGCUCAUGUUGCAAGAAAAAGAGAUAGAGAAGUUUAAAAAGGAUAUGGGGGGGGGGAAGGAUCAAAGAACAGGAAAGGAACAUCCCACCGCUGUUCCACAGCGGUGGUAACAGAAUUGUAUGGGACUUCCAAGCUCAGAAGAUUUUGUGAGUGAAGGGGGGAGUGAGUGUAUUUUGCAACGUAAACGUUCUUAAGGGGAAUGAAUAAGUUCAGAGGUCCAAUAUGACACUUCCAUAAUUUGUCUUGAGUGACGACUCCUUUCUUAAAAUCUUUGAGAAGAUGAACUGAUUUGGCAUUGGUUUUGGAUUUAUUGCAUAGCAAAAAAAAAAAAAACCCAAGUAACUAGCAAGGCUAAUCUUAUGAGCUGGAGAUAUAAUAGCUUCUGUACAGAGCAUUGAAUAUUAAGGCUCUCCAUUACCAACUAGAGAAUAACUGGGUGGCAUGGCCAUUCCUACCAGCAGUGACUCAGGGCAAAACAAAGAAAAGACUUUCAGAUUUCUCAGUGCUUUAUCAAAAAAAUAAUUGAAAUACAAUCUUUUGUAUUAAUGGUUGUGGUCAUUUUCAUUAUUUGCAAGCCUUUUUGUAAUCCAAGAGGCCCCUCAGGAUGGAAGAAGGAAGUACUAUGAUUGCUACAGGACUUAAGAAUUUUCAGAUGCAUAACAUGUAUUAUUGUCUGUGACUAUCAGCUGAGACUGUCCUUGCAGUCCAUAUGGCACUAGGGUCUAGCUGCUGUGAAUUUGUCAUUUUGUUGUAGGGGAUAUUACUUUCCAGCUAUGUAGGUGCCAUCUUUUAGAAACAUUUUUUUUGUAAGACUGUUUGUGCUACUAACUACUUAUGUUACUUAAACUUACUUAUAGUGAAUGGAUAAAGAAGAACUGGGUUUUUUUCUGUCUUCAGUUUUAUUUAAUGUAUUUGACUUAGUUUUUUCCUAUUUUCCUGGGUCACCAUGGGGAGAAGACAUAGGGCAAAAAUCACUGAAUAAACUAGAGAACUGAGCAAAUGUAAUACUUGAAGUUAUAUUUGACUCCUUUUUACAAUGGAUUAGAUUUCUAAUUGAUGUUCCUUUUUAAAAUCAGUUUUACAAGCAUUCAGUGUGUAAUUUUUUUAAUCUACUCUUUUUCACUGAAGGUGGAGACACGCUACAGUAACUACAGUGAGAUACCUCUGGAUAUUAAUUUUGUUUUUCAGUUAAUUGCAAGCCUGAUAAUUGCCUUACUGAACCUGAAUCUUUCAGCUUUACUGUUAUGGCUCUGGCUGCUACAUUGCUGAGCAGUGCUUUCAUACGCGGUAGAUGCUGCAGGCACAAAGUCUUGCAUCCUUUUCUUGGACCUCUCCUCAUUGAGUCCGUGUCAAAAUCGUAUAGCAGCUACAGGAGGCCAGGAUCACAGCCUGAAAAAACACCAUCUUGGCAAAAGAUUGAUUUCAGUUUUAAGAAGGGAAUAGAUGUCUUAAAGACUCAACUAGGACUGCUGAAGAAGGAGAGCAAAGAUCACUUAAUCGGACCUGAAGGCCGUCCACUCAAUGAGUACAUCUUAGAACAGACAAGGGUUGUGUGGGUAUUUCGGAGCCAAGAAGAUUUAAAUAAAUGGGUAAUUUCCUCUGAUGUAGAGAUUGGAGGGAAAAGUGAGGUCUACCUAAAACUGGGUAGGAAUAACCAGGCUGCUCUGCUAUAUGGGACCCUCAAUACUGAAGUACCUCGUGACGGGGAGACAAAAUACAGUGGAUACUGUAGUAUGAGAUCCAAACCACCAGUGGGAUCUUUUGCUAAGAAGAAAUACUAUGACUGGUCAAACUUCAAUAGUCUGUAUUUACGUGUCCGUGGUGAUGGCAGACCUUGGAUGGUAAACAUUUAUACAGACCCCUACUUCUCUCAUCAAAAAGAUGAUCUGUACAACUACUUCAUGUUCACCAGAGGAGGGCCAUACUGGGAGGAAAUAAAGAUUCCAUUCUCCAAGUUCUUUCUCUCCAGUCGGGGAAGAAUCCAGGAUGACCAGCAUCCUCUCUGGUUAGACAAGAUUAGUACCCUUGGAUUCACACUGGGAGAUAAAGUAGAUGGACCAUUCCAGUUGGAGAUCGAUUUUAUUGGCCUGAUCAAUGACAGAGCUCACACAGAAGAAUUUGCAUAUGAGAAAUAUGAAAGGAAUCCUCAAGUCUAAGAUGGUCUUGGUGUCCUUUGGAAUAUACUUCAGCAGCUUAUUAGUUUUUUUUGUAACUCUCCUUAAAGUGUGGUUCAUAACAAUUUGAAGAUUAUGUAAAUACUAAAAAGUUAAACGCAUGAAGUGUUGUCUGUAGUAAUCUGACUGCUAGCAUCUUCUAGCUGUCAAAAUGCAGAAUCCUAGACAGACUUACGUACAUGGACUGGAAUGGAACAUGGCCUGAGGCAAGUUGUGAUACAUAUUUACAAAGUAGUAACUGCUGACUGUAAAAUAGGGCUUCUAUCCUGACCGUUACAGGAAAUAAAGACAAUUUGCGAGUG
This is a messenger RNA of Struthio camelus australis, 3022 nucleotides long. Lineage: Eukaryota; Metazoa; Chordata; Aves; Struthioniformes; Struthionidae. The record is from RefSeq and is a predicted model, not a curated record.